Messenger RNA from Mangifera indica (mango), 1806 nucleotides. RefSeq names its product pre-rRNA-processing protein ESF2. Gene Ontology annotation, molecular function: RNA binding. The transcript is spliced from 8 exons. Lineage: Eukaryota; Viridiplantae; Streptophyta; Magnoliopsida; Sapindales; Anacardiaceae. The record is from RefSeq and is a predicted model, not a curated record. Bases 273 to 1565 code for a protein of 430 amino acids. Gene Ontology annotation, cellular component: nucleolus. Gene Ontology annotation, biological process: endonucleolytic cleavage in ITS1 to separate SSU-rRNA from 5.8S rRNA and LSU-rRNA from tricistronic rRNA transcript (SSU-rRNA, 5.8S rRNA, LSU-rRNA); small-subunit processome assembly; endonucleolytic cleavage to generate mature 5'-end of SSU-rRNA from (SSU-rRNA, 5.8S rRNA, LSU-rRNA).
AACGGAAAUCCCUAAAACUAAAACAGUGCAUUCUUUCUCCAUUCUCUUUCUUCAAGCACCUUACGCCCACUCCCCCUGCCCCAGCAGCAGACAGUUCCACUCUACUCUCCAGGGUCUCCACUGUCCGUUCAUAGUAGCACAUAGUUCACUACAUCUCCCCUCCACCACGGACAAUUGUUGUUACCACAACGCCCCCGAAACGCAGUAGCUGCACGCUUCGGGCCGAAGCCGACGAGUAGCACCUCCACUGCAGAGACUGCACUUCAUUGAGAAUGGCGGAGGAAGAGCCCAAAAUUAGUGGAAUUAGUUCGUCUAUCACUGGGGGUAGUCCGAAGUCAAGCGGUAGGAGUGCAAAAAGACUGAAAAAGGAGAAAGGAAGCCGAUUAUUAAAGAAAACUGUGGAGGCUGAGGAAAGCCAAAAUGUUAGUAGAGAGAGGCUGAUGGAAGAGAAUUUAAAAUGUAAUGAUGGAAUUUUAGAAAGUGGACGGACUAAACGGAACAAAAAAUUGUUGAAGGAGGCUGCUAAUAUUGAGGUAAAAAACAAGGACACAAAAAUAUGCACUCUGGAGGAGAGUAAUCCAAAAUCAAAUGAUGAAAGGUUAAAAAACAAGAAAAAUAGAAGAAAUAAAGGAUUUUUGAAGGGAUCUUAUAAAUUUGAGGAUGAGCUAGAGAAAGAUGGAGAGAGUGUUCCAGAGGAGUUUAAUCCAAAAUCUACUGAUGGAGGGUCAGAUAAUGAGAUUAAUGAAACAGAGAAUGCGAUGUUAGAGGGAGCUUAUGAAUCUGGGAAACAGCAAGAGGUUGAUAUAAAGGAUCUUCAUGAGGAGGGGAAGCCAGAAUCUGAUAGUGGAAAUUCAGAGAGUCGUAGAAGUAAAAAGAAGCAGAGAUUAUUAGAGGAAGCUGCUAAGGCUGACCAGUGCGGAGUUUGCUACUUGAGUCGAAUUCCUCCCCACAUGGAUCAUGUAAAGCUUCGCCAGAUUCUCUCUCAAUAUGGGGAGAUACAUCGGAUUUAUCUUGUACCUGAAGGUCCUGCAUCCCAAGUACCUCGUAAGCGAGCAAAUCGUAAGCGAGAUGGUGGAUUUCAAGAGCAAGUUUUUUCAGAAGGGUGGGUUGAGUUCACCAAGAAAAGUGUUGCAAAGAGGGUUGCUAAUGUGUUAAAUGGUGAACAAAUUGGUGGAAGGAAAAGGUCUUCUUUUUAUUAUGAUCUUUGGAAUAUCAAGUACCUAAGAAAAUUCAAAUGGGAUGAUCUUACUGAAGAAAUUGCUUACAAGAGUGCUGUUCGGGAGCAGAAACUAGCUCUAGAAAUUUCUGCUGCAAAGAGGGAGCGGGAUUUCUAUUUGUCUAAAGUUGAGAAGUCCCGUGCUUUGAGCUCUAUAGAAGAACGAUUAAAGAAGAAGCAAAAAGUGCAAAAGGAAUCUGGAACCGAUUCUGAGCUCUCUGUUGGCCAGCAGCCAACAAAAGUGAUUCGUCAAUUCCCACAGAAGCAACCAGUUGCAGAUAAUAUAACACAAAGUAAACCUCGACUCUCAAAAGACAUCCUAGCUGGGGUAUUUGGUGGUGCCCGAUGAUUGGAUUUUCCAGUGAAGAAAAGAUUUUAAAUUGAAAUACAGAGUGCCAGAAUAUUUAUACAUGUGCUGAGGUAUCGUUAACUAGUUUGUUUUCACACGUCUCAGUUCAUGAACAUUUUUGACAUAACAGUAGCACAUGGUGAUUUUUGCUAUAAUUCUACAAUGUCCCAAGCAUUGUAGUGGGAGCCUUGUUAGAAACAUUUUUUUACCUUGCCCAUAUUGAUGAUGGAAGUUCUGCUAA